Molecule: messenger RNA, 875 nt
Organism: Ornithodoros turicata
Lineage: Eukaryota; Metazoa; Arthropoda; Arachnida; Ixodida; Argasidae
Exons: 6
Coding region: 154-594 (146 amino acids)
Source: RefSeq, a predicted model, not a curated record
UUCUUCAUCGUCGUCUUUUCGAUUUCAAACCACCAAGUCAAACAGGGGACACUUCUCGGAGAACUAAGGCUCUACCGGGAGACGCACCAUGUCGAGGCGCUACAUAAGAGGUGCCUCCUGAAGGAGAAAGGAAACUGUGACGCCGAUGACACUAUGGGCGGUAUAAGUUUCCACCGUUUUCCUCGGGACCCCUUGAGGUACAAGGCGUGGCUGGAGUUUUGCAACCUGGAGGCGGAUACGAGUCUAAUUUCCAUUCGCUCUAAGGUCCUGUGCUCCCAGCACUUCGCACCAGUUGCUUAUUUGCGCACAGGAAGGCUUCGGUGGGAUGCAGUUCCUACAUUGAAGCGCACACUGCAUGGCGUUGGAGGAAGUAGUGCCUACGCCAAUCAGAGCAGACUUGAAAGCAGUGGGCCUUCAACGGAGGAACGUGUGCAAGCUGUGGUAGCCUGCGAUGACGACAGCACAGGAGCAAUACACCUUCACCAGAUGAGUCAUCCUUGCCAUGCUGAAGAGUGUGGUACUGAAGAAAGUCAGCAACAGCGUGAUCUGUCUCAUCAGGACCAUAGCUACGCACAACACGCACCAGCCUUGUAAACACAGAGCACUGUUGUCUCCCCUCUAGCUGCAGUUGUCACUCCUCUGCCAGGAACGUCGUCUGGUGUACUGCGUGCAGUCUCGUCACCUCAGCACUUAGGAGGUGGAAGUGGCUGGCAUCCCCCCAAAGAUUGCCCAUCGUCCAGUAGUCUAGCAGCUCCAGCACAGCCAACAAAAGGCAAGCUGGAUAACCUCCGCAAGAAAGUGCACCAGUUGCAAGCCCUGUGUUCAGCACCUGUGUUCAUAGAUACCUAGCAUACAUUUUCUAUUUUGAAUCUUCA